Messenger RNA from Cucurbitaria berberidis CBS 394.84, 1568 nucleotides. RefSeq lists its product as uncharacterized. Gene Ontology annotation, molecular function: NADP binding; oxidoreductase activity; NAD binding. The coding region runs from base 213 to 1568 and encodes 451 amino acids. The record is from RefSeq and is a predicted model, not a curated record. Lineage: Eukaryota; Fungi; Ascomycota; Dothideomycetes; Pleosporales; Cucurbitariaceae. The transcript has a single exon.
UUUCCACGUGGUCUCCUUUGGAAGUUCUCGUGCUAAUCCGAACUGGGCAAGGACUUCUCACAUACAUGCUACCCUGACUAACCAGCAUGCCAUAAAGCCAAGUCAAUAUGAACAAUGUGAGGGUGAGAACCAGCCAAGCUGAUGUUAACCUUCGGAGGCCAAAUUAAACAAAGCAAAUCUAGUCCAUCAAUUAUACGCACAUCAUCCUUAGAAUGGCAGAAAGACAGCAUCGCAUUGCUUUCAUCGGGCUGGGAGCCAUGGGAUUUGGCAUGGCCACCAAUCUCACGAGAAGAGGGUACAAUGUCACGGGGUUUGACGCUUGGGGUCCAACUCGAGAGCGAUUCCUGGCGGAGGGUGGCCGCAUUGUGGACUCCCCCGCUGAAGCGGUGAAAGACAAAGACUUCGUUAUCAGUUGUGUGGCUACCAACCAGCAAACGCAGGCUGUGUUCUUUGAUGGCGAGGGGUGCGCUGCUCCCGCACUAUCUCGAGGUGCAACACUACUGAUCGCAUCCACUGUUUCGAGCUCUUACAUUCAGAGUUUCGCCAGCCAGCUCACGGAUGCAGGCCGCCAUGAUAUCUUCCUUGUCGACUGUCCAAUUUCUGGUGGAGCCCAGCGUGCGGCUGACGGAACCCUUUCUAUCAUGGCAAGCGGCGCGGAUGCAGCAGUUGAAAAGGCGACAUUUCUCAUGUCUGAGAUGGCAGCUAAGAAGAAGCUAUACAUCGUGAAAGGUAGCAUUGGAGCGGGUAGCAAUAUGAAGAUGGUUCAUCAAGUACUGGCGGCCAUCCAUAUAUUAGCCGCAAGUGAGGCGAUGGGAUUCGCAUUCCACUUAGGCCUCGACCCGGUCAAGACAAGAGAGGCAAUACUUGGCUCUCGUGGCUCGUCUUUUAUGUUCGAUCACCGCACCCCUAGGAUGUUUACCAACUUUCGCCCGGUCGCCAGUGCCUUGACUAUCAUCCUGAAAGAUGCAAACAUAAUUACAUCCGAGGCAAGGCGCAACGACUUCCCGACGCCCAUGUCCAGCAUAGCCGAGCAGGUAUUCUUGGACGCGUUUGGACGAGGGUUUGGCGCAGACGAUGACAGUGGGCUUGUGCGGCUUUACACAGGAGGUGUGUAUCCGACAAGCAAGAAUCCUGCCAUUGACACCAGUAUCAAGUCUCAAGAGGAGCGGCUUGCCAUGGUAAUCGCUUUGCUGGAAGGCAUACAUCUAUGCGCGGCAGCUGAAGCACUGGCUUUUGCAGCUCAGCUCGGGCUGGACUUAGCCCAAGUGUAUGAGCUCUGUUCGGACGCCGCUGGAGGUAGCCGUUUGCUGGAUCUGGUCGGUCGGGGGAUGCUACAGACACUAUCUGUAGGUGACACUGUAGAGCAGGGUGGCAGCCUACGUACUCUUGCCAAUGACUUGCGAGCUGCAGUGGAGGAGGCAGGAAGGGUCAAGGCUCCCGUGUUUCUAGGUUCACAGGCUAACAACAUGGUCUCGAUUACAGCGCGGCAUCAAUCCUUGCAUAACGGAGACUCCCUCGGCAAGGUCAUCAGGUUGUGGUAUCCUAAUGCAAAACAUGAACGACCCUAG